AUGUGUGAGAUGGGUGUGAUUCCUGUGUUGACUGUAAAACCAUCGAGAGCCCUCUUUGAUGAGAAGUUCCAUGUGGUUGUGGGGAACUUACCACCGACACAGGAGGUCACGCUACAUUCUUUACAUCAGUCUGAAGACACAGACUACUGGGAGGCGUUUGGGCACUAUGUCAGUGAUGCUCAGGGAAGGAUCACAGGUGAGAGAUAUUAUUUCCAUUUAUCUACUUCAUUUACUGUAUCUACUUGAUUUAGCUACUUCAUUUAUCUACUUCAACACAAGAAAAACACUUCCAAAUACACUUUCUGAUGUAUUUGUGCCUGCAAUGGAAAGUAUUUAACUCAUUUUAUUUAUUUAAAGGAAUUACAGUGAAAUAACAAUAUGUCUUCUGUAAACUCGGACUGGUGUCAUAUUCAUCAUAACUAUUUAAAACCCCCUGACAUCAGAAUUAUGUCACAAAAUGCAUGUUUUUUUCCUACACAAACCACACUUUUCGCCCUGUACUUUCUCAAGUAAGUUUUAUGUCAUUAAUAGUCUUUAAGGAUCCAAGUGUAGGGGGGACAUAUGAGGGUGUUGAGCCCAUGGGUCUGUUGUGGAGCAUGAGACCAAUACCUGGCAGUAGACCGGAACUCAGGUAAACAUGAGAAUGAACAUGAGAGUAUUCUGACACUCAGGCAAACGCUAAAGUGGUUGGUAGUUUUGGAAUACAAAUUGUUAUGACCUCUCUAGGUUGAGGAAGAAGGAGGUCCACACUCCCAUGGUGGUGCACAUCUCUGUGUACAGGGGACACAUGAGUCAGGGGUUCAGGGAACAGGUGGCCCUGGCGAGUGUCGUCACAGAACGCUGGUACAUGGCCCCCGGAGUCCGCAGGGUUGACAUCACAGAGGGAGGGGUCACAGGGACCCUAUUCCUGCCACCAGGUACACAAUAUGCUGUCAAUAACUGAAGGUCACAUACAUGUUGGCCAUUUUGCCUGGGUUCUCCUUAAGACCUGUAGAGUAAUAAUAAGUCAUAACAAAUUUCAUUUAGAGUUCUGACAUGUUGAAUAUAUAUAUAUAUAUAUAUAUAUAUAUAUAUAUAUAUAUAUAUAUAUAUAUAUAUAUAUAUAUAAGGCAAAGGAUCAUUGGUAGAAACAAACAAUAAUGUUUUUGUCAUGUCAUCCUGAAGGUCCCGGACCCUUCCCCGGAGUUUUAGACAUGUGGGGAGGUAGUGGCGGCCUGGUGGAAUAUCGAGCGGCUCUCUUGGCAUCCCAGGGCUUUGCUGCCAUGGCGUUAAUUUAUGUCUUCCGAGACCAAAAAAAAAAUUAUACCAUUGGCUACCCUUACUUUGAGGUUUGUGUCUACCGUCUGCACCGUUUUCCUAUAGAAAUCGUGGUUGACACUCUGCCAUUUAUGUGUGUGUGUGUGUGUGUGUGUGUGUGUGUGCGUGUGUGUGAGUGUGUGUGUGUGCCUGCAAAAUGGGAACUGCUCCAAAGAACUGUACUAUGUUUUAAGAAGUUAUUUUUAGUCACUCGGUAAGAUCUUACGAACAAUAUCUUGAUAAACAAUAACUUGCAUGACAAGUGACAGUCUGACAGACAAUGCUACAUAAUACCUGUGACUGUUUGUUUGCUAGUUUGAAUCCUUACCUUACACAAUUAGUAACUGAUUUAGAACUUUGGAAUCAGGUGAGAGGACUCUUUCACUGUCUUUGAAUGUGAAUACUAACGGACACAUCACUAUGCUGUCUCUCUCAUCUGUGGGGCUGGGAGAAAAAACACUCUGCACGUCUUUCUUGAUCUACUGUCUUGAGAAAACGUUCAUAAAUGCCUAAAUGAGUAUUGUCACAUGCUGAUAUUUUCUCAGACUGCUUUCAGACUACUGCAGGAUCACCCUCUAGUGGCCGCAGACAGAAUUGCCCUGCUUGGCCUUUCCCUUGGUGUUACAGUGGUUCUGUCCAUCACUGCCUACUCAGAAGCUGUCAAAGUAAGUCCCUAAGAAACUUCUGCCCUGUCAGUUUGUUGAUUUCCAGAAUAAACAUAUGUGCAUGCGCUUGCACCCGACCAAAAUGUCCCCAUCAUACUCACCGUCAUUGAGUUAUGUUUAACACAUUAAUAUCAGAGACAAAAUGCUUUUUGUCUAUCUGUCCUCUGUCAGUAAUAAACAAUGUAUUCAUGUAGUUUAAACAAAUCUCUGUUUACUCCUUUUAGCCUAGAUGUUGUGUGUGCAUCAGUGGCAGCCAUGCUUGUCGAAUUGGAGCUACCCAGUCCAUUGAGGAAACAUCUCAGGGUAUAGACAAGUGAGUCAAUACCUUAUGUUUACUUGUAUUUGUCUGUUUAUAAAGUAGCCUAAUGAUUUUCAAGGAAAAAAUAAGUACUAUACCUUUGGCCAUUCCUUCGCAGAAAAUAUACAAAGGCCCGUACUGAUGAGGAGAAUCGCAUCAUCUGGAGGGACGUUCUUUUACCCAUUCCAGAAGAUAUAGACCUGAAAGUGGAGGUAAGAGAUCUGUUAUGUAGAGAAAGACCCUUCAGUCCUCUGCUCUUGUUUGGAUGAUUGUAGCGAGGGAAAUGUAUCUCACACAGGAGGACAGGAUGAUAAGGACCUCUAAAAGAUUACGCUGGAGAACUCAACCAAUACUGGGAACAGUUUCACACUUCAUCCAGUCCUAUCAUGAUCCUCCAGUAUCUCACAAGAUUGAGGGCUCAGAAGUAUUGUUGUAUCUGUCAAUAUUCAAUUUUCUCCUAAAUUGGUAUUGAUUUGUUCAGUCAUGCUCCAUUUUGUUUUAUUCUGUCCUCAGAUGGGGAGGAUAACAUGUCCUCUGCUGCUGGUUGUUGGACAAGAUGAUCAGAAUUGGGCUGCUGUCGAAUCAGCUGAUGACGUGAGCUAUGUCCUGUUUGCCUAUGGAGAACAUCAUGCUUCCUAAAUGCAGUUUAAAUACAAGAUAUCAAUUCAUGACAUGAAUUAAUUAGCGUUAAACUCCAUAAUUUUCUCCUCAGAUGAAGCAGAUGAUGGAGAGAGCAGGGAACAGUCACCUGCUGACCACUCUGUCCUACCCUGGAGCUGGUCACCUGAUUGAACCGCCGUAUGGACCCCACUGCAGGGCUUGUACCUUUGUGUUGCAGCCAGGCCAACAGAGAGGUGCCUUUCCAGAGUCAUUCAUGCAGACAAACUGUGCUUCUAUAGUUAUUGUGCUCCUAUAGGAGUCCCAAUACAUUCCUCGUGGACAACAGGGGGUUGCACAUUUCUGCUUUAGCCAAGCAUUACCACGCCAGAUGAAACUAGUCCACUAAUGAUCCUACAGUUCUAGGUUUUUCUUAUGUUACUGGACCCAAUUUUCAUAUAGGUCUACAUUACACAGUCAUAAGAGAAUGUCUCAAAUGUCUCAAAUCUAAAGCUGUCAUUCCAACUUGUUGUAGUGGUGAUGCUGUGGGGAGGCCUCACCAAACCUCACGCCGUCGCACAGGAAGACUCAUGGGAGAAGAUUAUA
Molecule: messenger RNA, 3462 nt
Organism: Coregonus sp. 'balchen'
Lineage: Eukaryota; Metazoa; Chordata; Actinopteri; Salmoniformes; Salmonidae
Source: the annotation of a GenBank genome assembly